CUCAAGUCAAGUCACACCCCCCCCAUCCAUUCAUCAAUCAUGAAGGGAAUAAGGCGUCAAUUCCACCGCGUUGGCCGCACAGGAAGCUCUCUUUCUGCAGUCAACAGCAACCAAAACCAAAACUCCACCAUGGCCCCCAACGGCGCGCCCACGGAGCGCACCUCGCUUCUCCCACACCCUCAAGCCGAUGAGCCUCGCUGGAAGUCUUUAUCCAGAAACGUCGGCCGCACCACCUGGGCCACCCUGACCAGCAAUUAUGUCAACGCCCUCCUCGUAUUCGUCCCCAUCGGCAUCGUCGCUGGCGAGCUGCAUUGGAAUCCCACCGCCGUCUUCAUCCUCAACUUCAUCGCCAUCGUUCCCUUGGCAAGCUUGUUGAGUUUUGCGACCGAGGAGCUAUCCGCCAAGUUGGGCCAGACAUUGGGUGGAUUGUGCAAUGCAACAUUCGGCAACGCCGUGGAACUGAUUGUGUCCAUCGUGGCCCUCGAAAAGAAUCAGACUCGCAUUGUCCAAGCCAGUAUGCUCGGCAGCAUCCUAUCCAACAUGCUUCUGGUUCUCGGCUGCUGUUUUCUGGCUGGCGGGUGGAACGCGCAGGAGCGCGAAUUCAAUUCCACCGUGGCCUCGACAAUGUCCUCUUUGAUGGCUGUCGCAUCCGCCUCGCUCAUCAUACCCGCAACUCUGUACGCUGCCAUGAACGGCGCUAAACACUCGGAUGGCGAUGAGAUGGAGCACAACAUCCAGCUUCUGUCCCGUGGCACCUCCAUCAUCCUCCUGUUGCUGUACAUCCUCUACCUGUACUUCCAGCUCAAGUCCCAUCAUGCCCUUUUUUCCGAUCUCGAAACCCAGGAGGAAGCUGCAAACGAGGACGACGGUGAGCACCACGAUGGUGAUAUUCUGUCACCUGUCGCUGCCGGCAUUGCCCUGGUGCUCGUCACUGUUUUGGUGUCCGUAUGCGCAGAUUUCCUCGUCGGCUCCAUCGAUAGCAUCGUCGAGUCUGCCCACAUAUCUCGCACAUUCAUCGGUCUGAUCUUGAUCCCCAUUGUCGGAAACGCCGCCGAACACGUGACUGCUGUGGUGGUGGCCGCCAAAGGAAAAAUGGAUCUUGCCAUCAAUGUAGCCAUUGGAAGUUCCUUACAGAUAGCAUUGUUCGUAACUCCAGCGCUCGUGAUCCUGGGCUGGAUUAUGAACAGGGAUAUGACGUUGCAUUUCCAGGGAUUCGAAACGGUUGUCUUCUUCCUGAGUGUGUUGGUGGUAAACUACCUCAUCCAGGACGGCAAGAGCAACUACUUGGAAGGAUGCAUGUGCCUGGGAACGUAUGCGAUCAUAGCCUUGGCGUUUUACGUCUACCCAGACAACGCCAGCGGAACGCUCACAAACGGCUUUUUGCAGAGUUUCUUUGCGGCGUAG
This is a messenger RNA of Periconia digitata, 1404 nucleotides long. The record is from the annotation of a GenBank genome assembly. Lineage: Eukaryota; Fungi; Ascomycota; Dothideomycetes; Pleosporales; Periconiaceae.